GGAAAAGGGGAAGAGCGGCUCGGUGAGGUCGCACACCGCCAGCCUCCGCAGCUGCGGCAGUGCCCUCUCCGGGCUCCCGCCGGCGCGGAUGCUGGAGGGGUAGUGUGAGAGGAUUCUCCUUUCCCUUCCAAAUCUUUUCCUCCCGUACUCCCGCCACCGGGGAGAGGAAGCGGCAAGGGAAAGACAGCGAUUCCCAAGGCUAGGCAGCAGCCCGUGUGAGGCAGAGGGAGGCGCGGCGCCCCGAGGGAGGCGGCGGGGUCCGGCGGAUCCCCCUGGCAGUGCCUGCUCGGCAAGACGGCGAAAGGGGAGAGGCUGUCUCGGGAGCAUCUCGGAGCCGGGGCUGGCUCUUGAGUAGCGAGGGAGGGACACGGAGAGAGGGAGAAACUGCCGCCUCCCUGCUAUACACCCGUCCCCAAAUUACAAGGGCUGCGGUGGGGAAAAGAAAAUAGAAGACCUAAGCUGGGACCUCCCAGCCGGAGCGAUUGAAAAGGAGCCAGAGUAGGCGUCGGGGAGGGGGAGCGACACCCCAAGGAGAGUCCCCCUCCUCCGCUUCCCGGAGCGGCUUCGUGCCCACCGGCCCUGCCUCAGGAUGUGGGUGCCGCUGCUGCUGCUGCUGCCGGAGCUGCUGCCCGCAGUGCCGGCCCAGAAGCUCUCCGCCCUCACGUUUUUGAGAGUGGACCAAGACAAAGACAGAGAGUGCAGCCUGGACUGUGCAGGUUCCCCUCAGAAAUCACUCUGUGCAUCUGAUGGAAGAACUUUCCUGUCCCGGUGUGAAUUUCAGAGAGCAAAAUGCAAAGACCCUCAGCUGGAAAUAGCCUACCGGGGCAACUGCAAAGAUGUUUCCAGAUGUGUGGCUGAGAGGAAGUACACCCAGGAACAAGCUCGCAAGGAAUUUCAACAAGUGUUUAUCCCAGAAUGCAAUGACGAUGGCACAUAUAGUCAGGUUCAGUGCCAUAGUUAUACUGGAUACUGCUGGUGUGUCACUCCCAAUGGUCGUCCUAUCAGUGGUACUGCUGUGGCCCACAAAACUCCCCGGUGCCCAGGUUCAGUGAGUGAGAAGCUGCCACAACGAGAAGGUGCCGGAAAAACAGUCUCCUUGCAAAUCUUUUCCAUUCUGAAUUCAGAUGAUGCCUCAGCUCCCGCGCUGGAGACUCAGCCUCAAGGUGAUGAAGAAGAUAUAGCUUCUCGUUAUCCUACAUUAUGGACCGAGCAAGUAAAGAGUAGACAAAACAAAACCAAUAAAAGCUCAGCAUCAUCAUGUGAUCAAGAACUUCAGUCAGCCCUAGAGGAAGCUAAACAGCCCCAGAAAGACAAUGUGUUCAUUCCAGAGUGUGCUCAGGGCGGCCUCUACAAACCAGUGCAGUGUCAUCCUUCCACAGGCUACUGCUGGUGUGUGCUGGUGGAUACGGGGCGUCCUAUCCCAGGUACAUCAACCAGGUAUGAACAACCAAAGUGUGAUAAUGGUGCCAGAGCACACCCAACCAAAACAAAGGAUUUGUACAAAGGACGCCAGCUUCAAGGUUGCCCUGGGGCCAAGAAGAAUGAGUUCCUGACGAGUGUUUUGGAUGCAUUGUCCACAGAUAUGGUUCACGCAGUCUCUGAUCCAUCGUUGUCUUCUAGCCGGGUUUCAGAGCCUGAUCCAAAUCAUACUCUGGAGGAGAGAGUGGUCCACUGGUAUUUCAAACAGCUAGAUAAAAAUUCCAGUGGUGAUAUUGGCAAGAAAGAAAUCAAGCCAUUUAAGAGAUUCCUAAGAAAGAAAUCAAAACCCAAAAAGUGUGUGAAGAAGUUUGUGGAAUACUGUGAUGUUAACAAUGAUAAGUCCUUGUCAGUUCAAGAAUUAAUGGGCUGCUUGGGAGUAACAAAAGAAGAAGGUAAAGCAGAAACAAAGAAACGCCAUACGGCCCCUAAAACCAACAUUGAGAGCACUUCAUCCAGCAGGCAGCAAGUUUCUAAGAAGCAAGGGUGAACAGCUUACUGAUCCAAGGCAGAUCUCUGACAUGUGGGAGAUUUCCUCACCAAAAGGCAAUAAAAACAAUUGUAGUAUUUGCACUUUGUACUUAAAAAUGUAAAUUCACUUUGUAGAAAAAAACAAAAUAUUUAAAAAGACUUUUUUUUUUUAAUCUGUGAAAAUGUAACAGCUAGUUUUGAAAAAUUAUCACAUACAAUGUAUGUGUAUUCUUUUGUUGUUGAAAUAUGUGAAACAUGUUGGAGAUGUAAAAGUUUGCAUUUAAACCGUUUUUUUUUUUAAAAUAGCUUUUUGGCGAAUAGUGGCAUAGAAGCCCGAUUCUAUGUAUUUGGUUUCAAUAGUAUACCUUGUUUUUAUUUAAUCAGUACUGUCAUUUAAGUAGAGUUAUGCUGAAAAGUCUACUGUAUUCUCAAUUUUGUCCAAGCAGUGUUGGAUGUUUCAGGAUUGCAGGACUGAAGGGAGUGUGUAAAUUGCUGUUUACUUGGGUUUGCAGAUUUUAACUGAACAGAUCUUUCAUCGGUGGCAAUAUUUUAUUUAAUCGUUAUUGUGAUUAUUAUGCAUUCUGAAGAUCGUACAGUGAGAAUGCAACCUCUAAUGGAUUAAAAACAGUUAUUCUACAGUUGGGCUACUUGUCAAAAAACAUAUUUUGUUAUCCACUUUUGAGGUGUCUUCCAUUCUAAAUCCUGGUAGGAUUUUUUUUUUCCCGUUUGUUUUUGCUUGAGUUGUUAAUACAGCAAACCAACAAGGAGUGAGGUGAAUUGUAAAGUCACUCCAAUCUGGUUCAGCCUGGGUCUAAAAGCACGUUUCUUUGGUCAGUGUAAAGCAGCAGUAGAGUUUAUAUGGGUCGGAAUUGUAAAUCUAACUAUAAAGAGACAAGGAAGGCUACACAGAUUGUUCAGCAUUUUCUUCCCCUGCACCUGGUUGUCCCCAUCAACUCUUUGGUUUGCCUCAGGGUCCACUAGAGGUAAAGCUGAGCAAAUUAUGAGCAAUUGCUGUCAGGAGGGGCUACUCACAUCACCCCUGCCUUAGGCUUUUUCUUUCCUGACUGAAAGAACUUCUCACAUGUUUUCAUAACUUCUCUGUCGUUUCUCCCCUCAGUGCAUUUUUGUAUGUGUGCCUGAGGGGACUAAGAACUUGUGAAUGUGAAUUCAGAGCAGGGGACCCAAGAAAGAAACACAGCUCUCGAGCAGCUGUGAGUUACAAGCAGCUGGGUUGAUCGAUGCAGUGGUAGAUGGACUGCUGGCAUCUAGGACUUGACAUGAAAAAGCAAGAAUGUUGCAACAAGCAGUGAUUUCGUCUUGUUUGGUUUAAAAACAUGUGGGAUCUGACUUGUGACUACCUAAUCACAAUAGCACCCUGGCUUGAACUUGUACCUGGAAAAGCUUUUUUUACGAAUAAAGAUAUUUCAUUUCAAUUUCAACAUAUGCUGAAGUGUUAGGAAACACUGUCCGCAGUGGAAUUAUACCCAAGAAAUCGUGUACUCUAAGCUUUUGCAGCAGGAGGAAACCAAGAUGCAACUGUGUGUUAUCUUGUAUUUUUGUUUUUAAAAGUAUUUGUUAUUCUUUUAUACUGUUAAACUUUGAAUUUAAACUUCUUUAUAGAUUAAAGAUCAGUAUAUUAUCAAA
Pezoporus flaviventris is the source of this 3591-nucleotide messenger RNA. RefSeq names its product SPARC related modular calcium binding 2 (gene SMOC2). Gene Ontology annotation, biological process: extracellular matrix organization. The coding region runs from base 590 to 1966 and encodes 458 amino acids. Gene Ontology annotation, cellular component: basement membrane. Gene Ontology annotation, molecular function: heparin binding; extracellular matrix binding; protein binding. The record is from RefSeq and is a predicted model, not a curated record. The transcript has 13 exons. Lineage: Eukaryota; Metazoa; Chordata; Aves; Psittaciformes; Psittacidae.